This is a messenger RNA of Dinoponera quadriceps, 531 nucleotides long. It is a transcript of the gene Cox17, whose product is annotated as cytochrome c oxidase copper chaperone. The coding region runs from base 102 to 290 and encodes 62 amino acids. The transcript is spliced from 2 exons. Gene Ontology annotation, molecular function: copper chaperone activity; copper ion binding. The record is from RefSeq and is a predicted model, not a curated record. Gene Ontology annotation, cellular component: mitochondrial intermembrane space. Gene Ontology annotation, biological process: mitochondrial respiratory chain complex IV assembly. NCBI's taxonomy places the organism in Eukaryota, Metazoa, Arthropoda, Insecta, Hymenoptera, Formicidae.
UUGCGCAUACAGUGGUUUGUGGUUAUAUUUCGUACAUUGUCUCAAUUGUUGCAAUUUUCCCGUUGUUUUUCUUGAACCAGGUGUAACUAUAAUUACUAAAAAUGGGUAACAGCCCGACGAAAGUGGAGGGCAAGCCUGAAGAAGAGAAGAAGAAAUUGAAACCUUGCUGCGCUUGUCCUGAAACGAAAAAUGCAAGAGAUACAUGUAUCAUAGAAAAAGGUGAGGAAAAUUGCGGCGACCUUAUAGAAGCCCAUAAAAUCUGUAUGCGAUCUAUGGGAUUUAACAUAUAAGACAUGAUGCAAAAAAGAAGGAUAUUAUGUUACCACAAAGAUCUAUGCCAUGAAGACCAAUAUCUGCGGAGAAUCUUGGCUGUGAUCAAGUCAUGGAUGUUUUGAUGCUUCUGUAUAAUAAUAUGUCUUUAUAUAUUAUUUUACUCUUAGAAAGUCUUCUACAAAGACUUUGUAGAAAUAGUAUUAUUUGUGUGAAAUCAAACGAGUUCCUUAAAAUGUAAAUAAACUUCAUAGAAAAUUA